Messenger RNA from Candidozyma pseudohaemuli, 441 nucleotides. RefSeq names its product cytochrome c oxidase subunit VI (gene COX6). The record is from RefSeq and is a predicted model, not a curated record. Gene Ontology annotation, cellular component: mitochondrial inner membrane. NCBI's taxonomy places the organism in Eukaryota, Fungi, Ascomycota, Pichiomycetes, Serinales, Metschnikowiaceae. The transcript has 2 exons. The coding region runs from base 1 to 441 and encodes 146 amino acids. Gene Ontology annotation, biological process: mitochondrial electron transport, cytochrome c to oxygen.
AUGUUUUCUUCCGUGCUUCGUUCCGCCGUCAGAGCUAAUGUCCCUCGCUCGGUCGCCAGAACCGUCAGACCUUCCGUCUCCAUGAGCCCCAUCAAGAUGACCUCUGUGAGAAUGUACUCUGAGCACCACGAAGAGACCUUUGAGGAGUUCACCGCCAGAUACGAAAAGGAGUUCGAGGAGGCUUACGACUUGUUCGAGGUCCAGAGAGUGUUGAACAACUCUUUCUCAUACGAUUUGGUUCCAGCCCCCUCUGUGAUCCAAAAGGCUCUUGAGGCUUGCAGAAGAGUCAACGACUACCCCACCGCCGUCAGAACCUUUGAGGCUUUGAAGCACAAGGUCGAGAACAAGGAGCAGUACCAGGCUUACUUGGAUGAGUUGAAGGAGACCAGACAGGAGUUGGGCAUUGAUUUGAAGGAGGAGUUGUACGCCGACGAGGCUUAA